Xenopus laevis (African clawed frog) is the source of this 1525-nucleotide messenger RNA. RefSeq lists its product as uncharacterized. Lineage: Eukaryota; Metazoa; Chordata; Amphibia; Anura; Pipidae. Bases 353 to 1525 code for a protein of 390 amino acids. The record is from RefSeq and is a predicted model, not a curated record. The transcript is spliced from 3 exons.
GGGUUAACUCCCUCGCACAGCGGAAGUACAGGAACCAAUAAACCUAAUUCCCAACCCCCUUACCCCAUCUCUUUUUUUCCUGUCCUCGCAUCAGGAAGGAUUCCCCUGUGCCGGUGUGGUUCCUCUCUGCCUCACCGAAGCGACCGGUUCACAUAUAGCCGGUGGAGCCUGGUAGCUGGGCUUUUAGAACGCGGUAAGACGCGGGGUGUGCAGUAAGGCGUUCUGAGUGCAGUAAGUCGGAUCCCGCGGUAAGACACUGUGUAGACUCUUGAUGAUGUCAUCUCUAGGCGCCCUUGGCUCUUAAAGCGCCCAUUACCUGUUGUACAGCAGGAGCAGGUUUUGUUUGCAGUACAUGCAGCAGGAGCCGUUUGCUGGUUGGGAGAGCCUGAAUAGCAUGAGUUCUAGGAGCCGGAGAUCCCGGUCAUCCUCUAGGGGGUCACCUAGAAGGAGGAGUCAUCAUUCAAGGAAGGCGGUGGAAAAAGAGUGUUCAAUAUGUGAUAAUCCAGCGAUGCAUAACAAAAAAGUAUGCCUAAUGUGCUGGGAAUCUAUGUCUGGCAAAAGAGCAGAUGAUCAAUGGAGUGCUAUGAGAGACUGGUUUAAGGAGUCUAUGUCUAAAUCACUGGAGGACCUAGUAGGAACUGUGACAGCUAAUGUGAUACAGAAAGUGGGUCCCAGUGCCCCAGUAAUGGGGAAAGAGAGCCGUGAUCCUAAGGUGCCUGCGGAGUGUGAAGCACGUCAGCAGGGGGCAGCAAGGUGUAGCCUUUCGGCUACUUCAGAGGAGGAAGAGGAGCUAAUUGUAUUGGAUGAAGAUUCCUCGUUUGAUUUGGAUCUAAUAGAACCUCUAGUAAAAGCUGUCCGGAAAGUAUUGGAACUAGAGGACACUGAACAAGAGAAAAAGCAGGACAGAAUGUUUAAAUCAUCAGGAAAGAAAGAUCUGGUAUUUCCAGUCCACGAUGUACUGAAAGAUAUUAUUAAGGAAGAGUGGGCAGUACCAGAUAAAAAGUACUCAGAACCUAGACACAUGAAGAAGAUGUACCCGUAUGCGGAGGGGGAUGUGAGUCGGUGGACCAACCCCCCCAAAGUGGAUGCUGCCAUCACAAGGGUGGCUCGUAAGACCACAUUGCCAGUGGAUGAGGGGGUUUCCUUGAAGGAUCCUGUAGAAAGGAGACAGGAUACAGUGCUGAGGAAGGCCUAUUCAGUUUCGGGGCUACUCUGCAAGCCAGCGGUAGCAGUCACGUGUGUGGCAAAGGCAUCCAAAAUCUGGCUGCAAGAGAUAGAAACUGAGCUGCAGCUUGCUGGAGACAAAGACAAGGUGGGUCACCUAGUGGGUGAUAUAAAGGUGGCUAUUGAUUUCAUCACGGACGCAUCAUUGGAGGUGCUGAAAUUGGCAGCCAGAAAUAUGGGGUAUGCAGUGGCAGCUAGGAGGAUGCUGUGGCUAAAACAUUGGCAAGCAGAUACCCCUUCCAAGUUCAAUCUGUGUGCGCUCCCUUUCGAGGGGGAGUUGCUGUUUGGGCCAAAAACUUGA